Drosophila ficusphila is the source of this 274-nucleotide messenger RNA. RefSeq lists its product as uncharacterized. The record is from RefSeq and is a predicted model, not a curated record. The coding region runs from base 21 to 167 and encodes 48 amino acids. The transcript has a single exon. NCBI's taxonomy places the organism in Eukaryota, Metazoa, Arthropoda, Insecta, Diptera, Drosophilidae.
CGAAGUACGGCGGACAAGAGAUGACGUUGAUUCUACUGGCUGUUCUCUCCAACAUCUACACCGGGAUGUUCAACUUCGUGAAGUCGAAGUUCCCGUUUGUGAUCGAGGCAGCCAUGGUUACUCUGUGCUUCGGUUCCAUCGUGGGUCGAUUCUGCAUAAUGACUUAAAAGAAAACUCAGAAGACCCAGGAUUGUGUGAAUAGAAGGAACUAUAUUUUAAUAUGGAUUUGUCUUGUGGAUUUGUGUGAAUACAAACUAAUGGCUUAAAAACUAAA